Molecule: messenger RNA, 743 nt
Organism: Microtus oregoni (creeping vole)
Lineage: Eukaryota; Metazoa; Chordata; Mammalia; Rodentia; Cricetidae
Product: odorant-binding protein-like
Exons: 6
Coding region: 32-616 (194 amino acids)
Molecular function (GO): odorant binding; small molecule binding
Source: RefSeq, a predicted model, not a curated record
CUUCUGCAGAAGAGCAAAGGCUGGUACCACCAUGGUAAAGUUUCUGCUGCUGGCUUUGGCAUUUGGUCUGGCUCGUGCUCAUGUUGAGAUUGAUGGAAACUGGGUUACUGUUGCCAUUGCUGCUGACAAUGUGAAAAAGAUAGAGGAAGAAGGACCUCUGAGAAUCUACCUUCGUGAACUUACUUGUAAUGAGUCAUGUGAUAGAUUGGAAUUCACAUUUUAUAUCAAGGCAAAUGGUCAAUGUACAAAGACCAAAGUCACUGGGAACAGGCAAGAAGAUGGCAAGUACAAUGCUCAGUUUGAAGGUGACAAUACAUUUGGACCUGUGUAUAUAACACCAGAGUUUACAAUCUUUGCCAAUCAGAAUGUGGAUAGAACUGGCCAGACUACAAACAUGAUUUAUGUUUAUGGAAAAGGUCAAUCUUUGACUCCUGAACAAUAUGAAAAAAUUGAGGAAUUUGCUAAGGUCCAGAACAUUCCAAGAGAAAAUAUUCAAGAUGUUCUGGCUACAGAUGACAACACGAUGAGAAUUAUGCAUCAUAUUCUCUUGGGCAUGAAAUCAGUAUUACAUAUAAAUCACCAUUUCUUUUUAAAUGAAUUUUCCCCUCACCUGUGAAGUCUGGAUAAAACAUACCGAAUUGCUGACUUACCUUUUCCUUCCCUUCUAAUUAUCUAUGAUCUCUUUUUACUUUUUGAAUGAUUAAAUAAAACAUUUCAAAGAGCAAUAAAGAUGUUUUGUAAAG